Molecule: messenger RNA, 339 nt
Organism: Morchella importuna
Lineage: Eukaryota; Fungi; Ascomycota; Pezizomycetes; Pezizales; Morchellaceae
Exons: 2
Coding region: 1-339 (112 amino acids)
Source: RefSeq, a predicted model, not a curated record
AUGAGCUUUCUCGCAGUCUCAAGGAGAGGUCUACCGUCGAUAUUCUACAAAAGAGCAGCCGUAUACAACAUAUCAAGUACAACAACACCAAAUAUACGUGUAAUAAGUAACCAGUUUGUCCGCAGUGCAAUGUCGAAAUCAGGGAAGGAUGGAACGUUCAGGGCGGAGUUCCCCAAGCAGGAACAGAGUCUGCCAGGCCUUGAACGAGACAUGAAGCCGUCGUCCGAAGUCACCAAGCUCGAAGGCCCGACGGCUUCAUCGAGUACCGCGGCUCCGAGAAGCUGCUCGACCGCAAAGUCAUCAUUACCGGCGGUGACUCCGGCAUCGGGCGUGCAGUAG